AUGCCGCCCAGAUUAGAGGUGCUGCAGCGCCUAGGCACCUUCAACCUGUGUCUUCGACCGACUACUCGAGCAGCAACCCCCAACUUCCUGCCCGUCAUUCAAACAGCCAAUCUGUCACAAAGAGAGAAGAAACGCAAGGCAAAGCAGGAUCCAUACAAGUGGGCACAGGCGCAGCAACGGAAAAACGCAAACCUCAAGCGUCGGGAGGAACUCCAGAAGCAACGGGACGAAGCAUGGGGUAAUCCCGUGUUGGGGAAGACAACUCCAUUUCUUGAGUCCCUUGAUACCGCUGGCCAAGUCGCCUUCAGUGAAGUGCCCCGGGAUGCCAGCGGUAAUCCUCUCCAGACGCCCCAUGAGCUGCCGACGACACCGGGUCUGAGAAACCACUUCCUUACCGAUGCCGAAUUGGAAGAAGCGACGAAACACGCCUUCACACUCAGCAAACCUAUGGCGGCAAUUGUUGGUGAUCAACUAAGCGACGCGGCCUCAAAUGAGGCCAAUAUCGAGAAACACAAGCAGGACCAUACCAAGGCAGUGGAGGCUUUGAGGCGGAUCACGUCCUUGCGGAAUGGUAGCGCCAAAGACCGCUUCCACGCAAAUGUUCGCCGCCUGGUCGACGAGUUUGGUCGCCAUAAGACAGAUAAGUUCUUGAAGCCUAAGCCGCAAUCUAUUUCGCCAAAUACCACACCCAUGCCGGAUCGUGCAGGUCCCGACACUGGCAGCUCCGAGGUGCAGAUUGCCAUUCUCACAGCAAAGAUUCGAACUCUGUCCAAGGCUCUUGAGAUAAACCGGGGGUAUAAGGAUGUUCAUAAUAAGCGUAAUUUGAGGCUGUUGGUGCACCGCAGACAGAAACUGAUGGCAUAUAUGGAGAGAAAGGAACGGGGCAGCGAGAGAUGGACACUCAUGAUUGAGAAGUUGGGCCUCACGCCCGCUACCUGGAAGGGCCAGAUUAGCUUGUAA
Metarhizium brunneum ARSEF 3297 is the source of this 960-nucleotide messenger RNA. It is a transcript of the gene rpsO, whose product is annotated as mitochondrial 37S ribosomal protein uS15m. NCBI's taxonomy places the organism in Eukaryota, Fungi, Ascomycota, Sordariomycetes, Hypocreales, Clavicipitaceae. Gene Ontology annotation, biological process: translation. The record is from RefSeq and is a predicted model, not a curated record. Gene Ontology annotation, cellular component: ribosome. Gene Ontology annotation, molecular function: structural constituent of ribosome.